UAUGACCUUGAUGCAUUGCCGUCAGUUAACGACUGUGAUAAGUGAUAGGAGUUGCCCCAAUCGUUUAAAAACCGGCGUUUAAGUUAUAAUUCUUGAACAUAAAUAAAAAAUAAUUCAGAUUGAUCUGGGAGAAAUGCAGAAGCCAAGAGUGUUAGUUCUUGGAGGAUGUGGUUUUAUUGGGAGGAAUUUGGUAUCGUAUUUGGUAAAGGAAAAUUUGACAAGUGCCAUAAGAAUUGUUGAUAAGGUACCUCCUCAAGUUGCGUGGCUGAACAAAAUACAUCAGGAUUAUCUCAACAAUCCCAUUGUUGAAUUCAGGAGCGCUAAUUUAAUUAAUCCAGAAUCUUGUAAGAAUGCUUUCGCCAGUGACGCAGCUUGGGAUUUCGUUGUUAAUUGUGCAGGAGAAACAAAAGGAUCACAAACUGAUCCAAUUUACUAUGAGGGAAUCCUCAAGUUGAGCUUGAAUUGCUCUAAAGAAGCUGCCCAAGCAAAAGUGAAACAUUAUGUGGAGUUAUCUUGCGGCAACAUGAAUUCUUCGGAGAAGGUCCCUCUCAAAGAGGAUGGACCAACAGAACCCUGGACAAACGUUGCGAAAUUUAAAGCAAUGGUGGAGAAGGAGUUAAGAGAGGUUCCCGAUUUGAGAUUCACUGUACUUAGACUUCCAAUAGUCUAUGGCUCUAGUGAUAGGGGGUCUAUAGUUCAGAGAAUAAUGGUGGCUGGAAUUUAUAGAAAAUUGGGAGAGACCAUGAAAUUAUUAUGGAAUUCUGGCAUCAAACUGAAUACUGUGCAUGUUGAAGAUGUUUGCAGGGCAAUUUGGUUUGUACUGAAUAGAGAUGAUACAAUUGGAGAGAUUUACAAUGUGGUGGACACCGCAAAUUCGACUCAGGGUUCAAUUUCGGAACUUCUAGAGGAACUCUUCGACAUUAAAAUCGAUUAUUAUGGAACUGUGUUAAGUGCGAUGGUUGAUUUAGCCAACGCUGCCGAUGAGGCGAAUGAUAAACAUCUAGAUCCAUGGGCCAAGGCAUGCCGUCAAGAUGACAUUCAAAAUACACCCCUUUCUCCUCACAUGGACGCCGAAGUACUUCUUAACAAACACUUAAACCUAGAUGGGGCUAAACUGAAGAAUUUAGGAUUUGAAUUGAAAUUUCCUAAUCCUUCGGCUCAAUUAUUCAAAAAUAUUAUAGAUGAGUAUGUUGAAAUGAAGGUUUAUCCUGUGUCCUUGGCUCCUUAAUGUAUCGAUGAGUCUUGAGAAAGUAAAGCCAAAAUAGAGUUUCGAGGUGCUUGAGAAAAGGAAUCGUAGGGCCUAAAUGUAUCAAUGUGACAAAUUUUCAAGAUAUGAAGCUUGAUGUGAAAUUUCAUAAAUCCUUAGUUUAGACGUGCCAUAAAUAUGUGUAGCUGGAAAUUUCUGAAAAAAUGUGCAAUAUUUUAACCUACACAUUGGUACAUCCCCCAGAAAUUCAGUCCAACAUAUUGUACUUAAAAUGAUAAAUAUUUUUCGGAUGUUCUUAUUCAUGCAACAAAAGGAAUUGGUCUCUUUGUCACAUUCUAAAGUGCCUUUAUCUUUACAGAUAUUUUUGUAUCUCUUCAAUUUUUUUCACAUCCUGUGAUAUGGAUUUGUGUAAUUUUUUUUAUUGGGUAUGAAGCAACUUAUGUCGAUAAAAUGAGUCCACUUUUCUAUUAUUUUAUUCCUAAUUAUUUCCAAUUAUGAUUCUCAAAAUUCUGUCAACCAUGAAUCUCAAUGUUCCUAUGAUGAUGGCUAAUUGUUAUUCAACAUUUCCAAGCACAUCAUGAUCUCUGUUCUAAUUUUAUCUUAUAAAGUAUGUACUUAUUACUGGCUUCUGCAAUUCUUAUGCUUGAGAGUGAGGUUAGGGUGAUAUUAUGGAGCAUUCCAGAGGGCAAUGUCAAAAUCCUUGGUUACCGUAGGGCAGGUGCACGUUAAAGUUUGCCCGCCCUACAGCAAUCAGCAGCAAAGUACUAUUUUGACGAUUCGUUAAAAUGCCCUAUCUUUUAUUAUGAUCACUCUCUUAUAUAUAUAUAUUUUGCAUUUUAAAAUUGCUCAAUUAUUUAGGUGAUUUUGUGGAAUAUUUACCCAAUGUUCAAUUGUUAAUAAAGAAUAUGCUUAUAAAA
Coccinella septempunctata (seven-spotted ladybird) is the source of this 2124-nucleotide messenger RNA. RefSeq lists its product as uncharacterized. The coding region runs from base 134 to 1228 and encodes 364 amino acids. The record is from RefSeq and is a predicted model, not a curated record. The transcript has 5 exons. Lineage: Eukaryota; Metazoa; Arthropoda; Insecta; Coleoptera; Coccinellidae.